GGUGCUGAUGCUGCUGAACCGUGUGUGGAGACAGAAGCACAUCGAGCAAGGAGCCCGAACAACGAGCAUCGGAGGGGGGAUCAACACUGUUGGAUUCAGAUUCCCUGCUGUUGAAACUGAAACACGAGUGGCAGAAUGACUCUUGCAGCGUACAAAGAGAAGAUGAAAGAGCUCCCUCUAGUGUCCUUCUUCUGUUCCUGCUUGCGGCACGAGCCUCAGGAAAAACCCACAUACAAAGCAGAAGAUGCAGUUGACCUGAACUGGUGCCGUAUGAAGGACAUGGAGGUGAUCGAGCUGAACAAGCGGGCGUCGGGCCAGGCGUUCGAGGUGAUUCUGAGGCCGCCCUCCUUCGACAGCAUGCCCGAGCUGAGCACCGCCAUGCCCCGCCGACGUGACCCGUCUCUGGAGGACAUCCAGAAGAAGCUGGAGGCGGCGGAGGAACGGAGGAAGUGUCAGGAGGCUGAACUGCUGAAGCACCUGGCGGAGAAGAGGGAGCACGAGCGCGAGGUCAUCCAAAAGGCCAUCGAGGAGAACAACAACUUCAUCAAAGCGGCGAAGGAGAGGCUACAGCAGAAACUACAGGCCAACAAGGAGAACCGGGAGGCGCACAUCGCCGCCAUGUUGGGCCGCCUGCAAGAGAAGGACAAGCACACACACGAGGUCUCCUGAGGUCUAUUCAGAGGACAUGCUGAAAGGACAAGACUCAACAAAUGACUGACUGUAGAGCUCAGAUCCUUUGUGGGGACAAAACGAGAAGACAAAGACAAUAAUUUCUGUUGUUGGAGAGAAGACAUGCUGGGAUCUGCGGUGGCUGGACAUCCUAGGAGUGCCACUAACUGUAUCGUCCAACAGGACAUCAGCGAUGGGGACAAAGACACACUACUAAUUGCAAAAGAUGCUGUCUGUGUGUAAUGCUCAAGUGCCAAUAGUGCCCAUAGUGUGACUGUCUUCAGCUGAAGAAGGAAAAUCCAACUUUCAGUGCAAUUGCACGUGUGUUAUAUCGAGUGGGUUUCACAUAAGCGUGUUUGAGCUCAGAAAAAAAACGAGAAAAAAAAAAAACGCAGUCAUUGCUUCAUUUUGAUAUCUUCUUCUGGCUUUUUUUAUUUUUAUUAAAUAAAUUAAAGUGUGAACGAAUCAAAGCCAUUGUAAAUAGUCUUCUGAGAUCAGCAAUGUGUGUAAUCUAGUGUGCCUGUACAGAAAUUGUAAUAUAUAUUUUAGAUGCCGAUCAAAUAAAAAAGUGCUGUAUCACACUGCCA
This is a messenger RNA of Conger conger (European conger), 1256 nucleotides long. RefSeq names its product stathmin-4-like. The coding region runs from base 136 to 669 and encodes 177 amino acids. Gene Ontology annotation, biological process: neuron projection development; regulation of microtubule polymerization or depolymerization; microtubule depolymerization. Lineage: Eukaryota; Metazoa; Chordata; Actinopteri; Anguilliformes; Congridae. The record is from RefSeq and is a predicted model, not a curated record. The transcript has 7 exons. Gene Ontology annotation, molecular function: tubulin binding. Gene Ontology annotation, cellular component: neuron projection; cytoplasm.